AUGCGGCUAACAAAUGUCGUCACUCCGCCAGCAAGCAAUGCCACAUCAAUCCCCCAGCGCCCCAGCGCCACAAACUCGCCUAAUACGUCGUCCUCAAACAGUGAGAUCCCAGCCGAUAUUGCAGAAAUACGCAAGGCCAAUAUGAACUCCGACAUCAUCGACGCGUUCAAAAGCACUUGUCCUCCAGGAGUAAAGCCCUAUAUCACAGGGAUCGGCCUAUAUACCCAUGUUGAUGGCUCUAAAAAUGUUUCCACCUCUUCUCACGGAGAAAACACCCCGCCACAGCCGAUAUUCCUUCCCAUUCCGCAGCCCCUCGGAAGUGUGAACUCGGGCUCGAAAUUACCAGAAGAAGUGAGAAAGCUCUGGGUAGACCUCCGAGGUGUCAUUCAAGACGAGGAACGUCUGAUUGGUAAAAGGAAACUUGAACUUGAGGAACUGAGCAAAAGAUAUGAAGCACUUCCAGCCCCAGAGAAAUCGACAACACCGGUACAGCAUGAAAAAGUGGAUGUGGUCAUGCAAGACGGAGAAGGUUCAGAGGAUGGAGAGAUCGAAGAUACCAUAGCGGUUCCAGUGCGUAAUUCGAGAUCCCAGUCUGGUCAUAUACCGCUUGAUAGAAGGGUUGCGACUGCGUCGGACAGUAAUGAAAAGGACGCUAUGCAAGGGAUGGAGGGGGAGAGGGGCACGAAAUUACCUCCUAGUACACAAAUUUAUGGACCGGACCCGAGGAAGCAGAGACGACAAGUAUCACGGGAAUGA
Molecule: messenger RNA, 756 nt
Organism: Exserohilum turcica Et28A
Lineage: Eukaryota; Fungi; Ascomycota; Dothideomycetes; Pleosporales; Pleosporaceae
Exons: 2
Coding region: 1-756 (251 amino acids)
Source: RefSeq, a predicted model, not a curated record